Messenger RNA from Cygnus atratus (black swan), 945 nucleotides. RefSeq names its product F-box only protein 21-like. The record is from RefSeq and is a predicted model, not a curated record. The transcript has 7 exons. Bases 156 to 815 code for a protein of 219 amino acids. Gene Ontology annotation, molecular function: DNA binding. NCBI's taxonomy places the organism in Eukaryota, Metazoa, Chordata, Aves, Anseriformes, Anatidae.
CGCGGCCCGCCCCGCUGCGGGAUCGGCCCCUCACCGGGCUGCGGAGCGGGGCCCGGCAUUGGCACCGGCACCCACCGCCGAGGGAAGCGGGGAGCUCCGCGGACACUGCCGGAUUAGAGAGCAGGGAAGAGUCUUUGAAGAAACUUCCUGUCGGAAUGCCUCACAUCAAUGCAGCUGCAGCUCUGCAGUUCUGCAUGCUGCUGUCUGCGCUUCCUGCACAGUAUUUCCUAUCCCAGUGGUAUGGAACAGACUCCGCUCAGCGCAUCCAAAUAACUGAAAGGUUGCUAAUUGCUUGUGGGAGCAGCUUUACCAAGUCUUACCUGAGUGUGGAUGCGUGGGCAGAUCGUUUAAAGCUGUGGCUAUUGAAGACAAGGAACUGGUACUUCGGAGAAAAGAAAAUUAAAAGUGCCAACAAUGAAGCAGAAAACCAUUCUUAUUUUGCAGAAUCAACUCAGGUUCGCAGUCCAAAGCCUGAAUCCAUCCAGUUCAGUGUGGGACAGGUGAUAGUUCACAAAAGACUUGGUUAUUCGGGAGUCAUUGUUGGAUGGGAUGUAAAAGCUAAAGCUCCAGAAGAAUGGCUACAACACAAAUAUCCUCCAGCAAAACAGGAUGUAAAAGAUACUCCUCACUAUCGAAUUCUAAUUAACAAAGCAAAUGGAUUUGGCAAAUCUACUGCUUACAUUCCUGAGGAAGAGAUAACGAUUAUUAUGGGAUUAGAGGUGCACCACCCUGAUAUGAAAGCCUAUUUCAGUGGAUAUGAUGGAUCAAAAUACAUUAUGCAGCCGUGGUUGAAAAAAAUCUAUCCUCAUGACUAAGUAUUCAACUAUUUGUACAUGUAAUGUGCAUCUGGACAACAUGGUUCCUUUUUAAACUCGAGCAAACAGACACCGGGAUAAAGCUAAUGUAUAUUUUUUUCCUAUGAUGAAAUAAAACAUUCCUAAGCAA